AAAAAAAAUCUUUUUCUCUUCUCUUCUUCUUUUUUCUCUUUCUUUACUCUUUACUCUUUUUUUUUUAUAUCUUCAUCCUCUUUUUUUUUAUAUCUUCAUCUUCUUUUUUUUUAUCAUGACUACAGUUAUUCCACCUCUCAAAUUAUCACGGCCGAGCCAAUCAUUUAAGAAAUAUAAACUACAAAUCGUACAAAAUCCGAUCAGAGCAAGAUGUUGUGGAUUUGGAGAAAAAGACAAACGGCCGAUUGAUCCACCCCCUAUACUUAAAUUGACGGCAGAAGAUGAAAGUGGGAAGCCACUCGAAUUAAAAGCUGGAGAUGCAGUUUUAUUUCUCGUUCAUUGCCAAUUAUAUAAUGAAAAUGGUACGUUGGAUAAAACACUUGUUCAUACACCUUGGUCAAACACAUCACCAAUAAGAAAACAAACUAUAAGAUAUUCAGCACAUAAGGAUAAGCCAGAAUAUGUACGCAACCUAAUUGGAUCAGUUGUAUCAAAUGCGUAUCAUUUAUACGAUGAAAACUCUAUUCCAGGCAUCUUUUUCAUAUUCCAAGACUUAUCUGUACGUAUAGAGGGCACGUAUACCCUAAAAUUCGUAUUCAUUAAUUUAGCCGAAGGCGAUCCCUUAACUAUGAGCACCAAGGUUCAAGUGGAAAUGGUGUCAAAACCAUUUACAGUUUAUUCAGCAAAAAAGUUUCCUGGAAUGACAGAAUCUACUACACUUUCUAGAUGUUUCGCAAAACAAGGCAUAAAAAUACCUAUACGAAGUGAACAUGUGUCGAUGAAAACACCUCAAAAGAAUACAGCACCAGAAUUACCAACACUAACAUUACCAACGCCAGCACUAGCAACACCAUCAUCAUCAACAUCAUCAUCAACAACAAUAAGCAAACUAUCCAUCAAGAACAUUUUGUUGCCCGAAGACAAUGACAAUGGAAUUUAAUAAUAAACUCAUUUGAGCCUCCCUCCCCCCCUGGCAAAAUUAGAGUAUUCUGUGACACAGACUUUUUUUAUUCUAUGUUACAAUUACUUUUUUUUGAUCUAUCGUCGGCGA
Molecule: messenger RNA, 1051 nt
Organism: Rhizopus microsporus ATCC 52813
Lineage: Eukaryota; Fungi; Mucoromycota; Mucoromycetes; Mucorales; Rhizopodaceae
Exons: 6
Coding region: 116-940 (274 amino acids)
Source: RefSeq, a predicted model, not a curated record